GAAAGACAGUCAGUGGUAAACCAUCAGAGUCUCAGCAUGAAAGUCUGUCACACUUUGAUCUGCUUCUUCUUCCUCUUCUCUCUGCAGGAUGGAAACACCGGUCUCGUCAGUGCCCAACUCUCUGUCUAUUCAGGAAUUGAAGGAGAAAAUGCCAGAGUUAAAUGCUCAUUUCCUUCUUAUAGAAACAGGAAGAUCUUCUGUAAGGAACCAUGUGAACAAGAAGACAUUCUCAUUGAAACAACCAAUGCCACAGCUCAGAGAGGCAGAUACAGGAUUGAUUAUAAAGAUGGAGUUUUUUCUGUCACCAUCACUCAGCUGACCAAGUCUGACUCAGGACGCUACAGGUGUGGUGCGGGAUCAUCUUUGAAACAGGCUUUAUACGAGGAAAUUGAGAUCAUCGUUGUUGAUGCAAUGCUGGAUGGUGGUCCUUCUGCAGAAAAAACAAUCGAUGCUAGAACUGGAGGAAAUAUUGUAGUUCAAUGUAACUUUACUCAAUAUAGAUACAAGAAGUACUUCUGCAAGGAAGAAUGUGAAGGAGGAGACAAUCUUGUUGAAACGAUUAGUAAAUCAGAUCAGGAAAAAGGCAGAUACAGGAUCAGAUAUACUCAAAUAAUUCCAACAGGAACUUUGUUGUAUGUGAGCAUCAAACAGCUGACCCAGUCUGACUCAGGAUGGUACAGGUGUGGUCUGGGCAGAACUUCCUCUAAAGAUCCAUACCAGAGGUUUAGGCUCAUCAUCACUGAUGCUCUGACCACUUCUCCUAAAACUACAGAGCAGCCUGAAACAACUAAAGAUGUGAUCCUGUAUGUGUCUCUGACUCUGGUCGUCCUGGUCAUCGUGUCAUCACUGUCUGUGCUGGUAUUCUGCAGGAAGAGGACUUGUAAAGCCAAAAGUGAGGAACCAGAACCUCAUGAGGAAACACAAUGUGCUUCUGCACCAGAGGCUGAAGACGACCCGAGUCAACACACCUACUCUGAGAUCAAAUUUGUCAGCGUCGGCUCGUCCCACAGCGGUUUCCACGGUGACGCUGAGUGUGUUAUCUACUCUGUUCCUCAGGUGGAAGCUAGCUCUGACGAGCCCGUUCUGUACUCUACUGUUAACAACCCCCAAUAACUCUCACAGUCUGGCAGAAGAAGCUGGUGUGAAUUAAGCAGCCGUGAACAUAUUCGGAAACAGAGAGAUGUUUGUGGGAAUAUGUACGAUUAUUUAACCAUUUACUUAUUUCAAACCUGCUUUGAAUGACCUCAUGUGAUGAUAAGUCCAGCUCUGCUCUAGUUCACAAAUGUGCGGCUUCAACAGUUUGCUUCAGGUCAAAGCUGGUUGCACUUAUAAAUUCCAUUUAUUAUUAUUCAGCUGACACACGUUUAUCCGUUUUAAAGUGAAACCAUACGUGAUACACAUGCAGGUGUUAGAGAGGAGAGUCAAGCUGUGAGUGUUGUAUUUUAAGCAGGGACUCCAUGGUUUAGAGAAGUGAAAACGUGUUGGUUUGCCGGUGAAAGAAAGAGAGACAGCGUUCAACCAUCAGAGACUCGAACAUGGACGUCUGCCUCAGUUUGAUCUUCUUCGUCCUCAGUGAGUACACUUUGUAGUUCUGUCAUUUCUCUAUAACGUCAUCUUCCUUUCUGUAUUUAAUGUUAAAGGGGACCUAUCAUGCAAAAUGCACUUUUGUACGUCUUUUAUACAUGAAUAUGUGUCCCCGGUG
Messenger RNA from Trematomus bernacchii (emerald rockcod), 1702 nucleotides. RefSeq names its product polymeric immunoglobulin receptor-like. The coding region runs from base 37 to 1113 and encodes 358 amino acids. NCBI's taxonomy places the organism in Eukaryota, Metazoa, Chordata, Actinopteri, Perciformes, Nototheniidae. The transcript has 7 exons. The record is from RefSeq and is a predicted model, not a curated record.